Physella acuta is the source of this 862-nucleotide messenger RNA. Its product is annotated as C-type mannose receptor 2. The record is from RefSeq and is a predicted model, not a curated record. NCBI's taxonomy places the organism in Eukaryota, Metazoa, Mollusca, Gastropoda, Physidae.
CCACGCCAAAAAAAUUCUACCGAGUUCCGGAAGCUUCUAUUUUAUCUCUUGACGGCAGACGAGACUUCCAUUCAUCCAAUAUGGCGGUUGUUGAUGCUCUUCUUGUAGUCCUGGCGACGUCGCUUUUGGUGCAGUAUGGUGCAUCCAUAACGUUGGAUGACUGCCCUGCUGCCCUUGCAAGAGACAGGUACCUGCAGGUGCACGGCGACCUGUGUUACGAGUUUGUGGUCUACCGCCAGGUCGCCCACGCAGAAGCCGAGUCGGACUGUGAGAAAAACGGCGGGACGCUGGUGCUGAUCAAAUCAGCCGAGACCCAGGACUACGUCACCCACCAGCUGACAGACGUGUACAGGGAGCACCACUCUGUCUGGAUCGGCCUCGAUGACAUACUGACCGAGAACACGUACCUGUGGGAGGACGGGACGCCCGUCACCUACAGCCACUGGGCCAGCGGUAACGGACCCGAUGCGUCCGGUCUUCUCCACAACCUCCAGCACGACAGAAAGGACUGCGUGGCUCUGGACGCCAGGGACGGGGGGAAAUGGAAGGAGUUCUCGUGCGAGUCCACUAACUUCCUGGUCAUACUCUCCACCAACGAGAGACACAGCUACGUCUGCCAGUACCUCCCCGGGGCGCAGGUGACCGUAGCAGCGACCGAGUCCACGCUUCUGACCCACACCCUGCCCGCGGGGACCACGAUGUCCUCCAUCACCCACCCCUGUCCACCCAUGUCCUGCAACAUCCACUGCAGUGUCUAUAAAAAGGACCCCGUGACUGGUUGUGUGGUGUGUGAAUGUGAGGCAUAAAUCAAUCUCUGUUGAUUACCUGUCUUUUUUUAAAAAUAAAUUGAGCUGUUAUUUUA